AUGGCCGCAAUUUCACCGGAACCACCCGCAACAAGUAGCGAACAGACAAUUCAAUCUCGGGAAACUCCUCAGCCAUGGUCUGGACCAAGGGAAGGUGAAGGGCCUCUUGACCCCAUCUACGUUUUCCUCAUGAUUGCCGUACCUAUUAUCGUUGGGGCUUUAUUCACUUAUGACCAUCGGAACCAAGGCGUGAGAAUCACAUUUAUCAUUCUUUGUGGGGCUAUGCCAGCGAAGGAUUCAACUUUUCCUACUCAAAUUGAACGAAACAUGGACUCUGAGUCUUUUACAUACACCAGCAUCCCACCUGGGCGAAACUUUCGGUUGCUUAGGAUUCUCCCAGGCGCGUCUGAUGAUGCUCUGGCAUGCGAGGUUUUCGUAUCUGACCUAGACAAUUCAACGCCAUACACAGCUCUUUCAUAUGUCUGGGGAAAUCCAGACAAGGUCGGAAACCUCGAGCUAUCAGGGCAUGCCUGCCGGAUCACACGUAGUCUCUCGGACGGGCUACGUCGUCUUCGAAAGCCCGAUGAGGCGCAGGUUGCCUGGGCAGAUGCAAUCUGUAUCAACCAGAAUGACGACAUUGAGAAAGGUCACCAAGUUGACUUGAUGGGUGAUAUCUAUGAUAAUGCCCAUCAUGUGGUUGUGUGGCUGGGACCUGAUCCUACGACCUCUGCAUCUGAGGCGUUUCGAUGCUUGCAAACGAUCAACUACAAACUGUAUACUAAAACAGACAAAGAGUACUUCUACCCCGAUGAAAAGGAAAUGGGCACAGUAUACAUGAAAACAGAAGCUGAUCCAGAGCCUCGAGCGAUGUCAAGACCAGUCGGAAGACGGUCAGUUCAUCGCUCUGUGCUUGGUGAAAAGGGAACAGACUGUGUUGGGAGACUUUUUGAUCUAUCAUGGUUCUCCCGCGUGUGGGUCCUCCAAGAAGUCGGUCUUGCAGGCUCAGCAACAGCAAUUUGGGGAGACAGCAGUAUUGAAUUCGGCGAGAUUGCUUCCUUCAUCUGGAACGUCUACUACACCGAGGAACUAAGGCAUGCAUUGGGAGAUGAGAUAACCCAAAAACUCUCGGGAGCACCUCUCUAUUCUGUGUGGAAUGUCUGGUCCACGUACGAAAAGAAAGAGUCAUGGAUAUACCGAACACCCUUGCUGAGGAGCUGCGCUGAGCUUAUUGCUGGUCAGUGCAGUAUUGACUUUGUCCUUGUUCUUGAGGCGUCACGCUACUUUAAUGCCACCAACCAGCUGGAUCAUGUGUAUGCCUUUCUGGGUCACCCAAAGGCUAGGAACCCUGUCACAAAAGCCCCAUGGCUACAGGCCAACUACUCCCUGGAUGUCCAAGAACAGCACAGACUGUUGGCCGCCAGCCUGUCUCAGGACUCGUUGAACUUCCUGGUGCAGGCUCAUCAGACUGAAGAAAGCCUCAGACUCGAAUCUGGAUAUCCAAGUUGGGUCCCAAUGUGGAACGAGAAGACGGAAAACCACGCAGACGCGUUUUGGGAAGCAUGGGAUGCUAGUCUCCGAAAGGAAGAAGGAAAGACUUUCAAGACCUACGCUGAUGGUCAUCGUCUUAGAGUAUCGGGGCUUAUAAUCGGCGAGAUUGACCAGUUCACACGAACUAUGGAGUCGUCGGACUUUGAUGUUGAAAAGGAUUUCGGCGGCCUCCUUAUUGACUUGUGUUGGGACUUGGCAGGACGAAGGCCGAAUCCAUAUUCACCAAAGGAGGUACUAGCGGCAUUCGCAUCGACACUGUCCUGCCACUAUAAGAUCAGAGGAAACCAACCUCUAGACGGCCGUGAGCGAGUAGUAGAGCAGUUGGCCGGUUAUUGUAUGCAUCUGAACAAUGGAUUCUACCAAGCUCAUUUGGUACCAAAACACGGCGAUGGUUUCUGGAACCUGAACACGGUGCUGGAAGUUGGCAAAUCUUUUACGCCUAGUUUUAAGUCCCAUGCCGUUAAUAGGCGGUUCUUCAACACGACGGAUGGUUAUUGGGGAAUGGGGCCUUCAGCGAUGCAGUCCGGGGAUAUAUGUGCUGUACUUCUCGGUGCCGAUGUCCCGUUUGUGUUAAGGCCAAAGGGGGAUGCUGGAGAGUAUCAAGUGGUAGGACAAUGCUACAUGUACAAUUUCAUGGAUGGUCAGGCAGUCAUGGCAUCUCGAGCAGGGGAGAGCGGUUAUGAUGAAAGGGAAAUUAUUCUUGUGUAA
This is a messenger RNA of Fusarium pseudograminearum CS3096, 2196 nucleotides long. RefSeq lists its product as uncharacterized. Lineage: Eukaryota; Fungi; Ascomycota; Sordariomycetes; Hypocreales; Nectriaceae. The record is from RefSeq and is a predicted model, not a curated record. The coding region runs from base 1 to 2196 and encodes 731 amino acids. The transcript is spliced from 4 exons.